Messenger RNA from Drosophila navojoa, 1836 nucleotides. It is a transcript of the gene dpr10, whose product is annotated as defective proboscis extension response 10. The record is from RefSeq and is a predicted model, not a curated record. Gene Ontology annotation, cellular component: neuron projection membrane. NCBI's taxonomy places the organism in Eukaryota, Metazoa, Arthropoda, Insecta, Diptera, Drosophilidae. Gene Ontology annotation, biological process: synapse organization.
GUUUAGAAAGAGACAACAGACAAUAAGCGAGAAACACACGGCAGUGGAUGCCCCCACCAAUCAGAAUGUUGACCCUUUCGACGCUGCUCUGCUGCAUGAUGGGGCUAACAUUGGGCUACCAGCGGCAGUCUGUGAGCAACAACAACAAUCACAACAAUGUAGAUGCAAAACCAACACAUCUGCCGCCAUUACACUAUCCGCAUGGCCACAAAUGGAAUGAGCCGUAUUUCGAUUUGACAAUGCCAAGGAAUAUCACAUCGCUGGUGGGCAAGUCCGCAUAUCUGGGCUGCCGGGUCAAGCAUCUGGGCAACAAGACGGUCGCUUGGAUACGUCAUCGGGAUCUGCAUAUACUCACCGUGGGCACCUACACCUACACCACGGAUCAGCGUUUUCAGACCUCCUAUCAUCGCGAUAUUGACGAAUGGACAUUGCAAAUCAAAUGGGCCCAGCAGCGCGAUGCUGGCGUCUACGAAUGUCAAAUAUCGACGCAGCCGGUGCGCAGCUAUUCGGUCAACUUGAACAUUGUGGACCUAAUUGACGAGGAGACUAGCAGUGUGAUGCAGCAAUAUUACAACGACGAUGCCUUCUACAUAGCCGCGGAUCGGGUCUAUCAGUCCAGCGAUGACGAGUUUGCGGGCAUGUUUGGCCCCAUUCAGACAGUUGCGGUGCCCACGGCCACGAUUCUCGGCGGACCCGAUCUGUAUGUGGACAAGGGCAGCACCAUAAAUCUAACGUGCAUCAUUAAGUUCAGCCCGGAGCCACCGACACACAUCUUCUGGUAUCACCAGGACAAGGUGCUCAGCGAGGAGACUGCGGGUGGCCGGUUGAAAUUUAAGACCAUUAAAUCGGAGGAGACCAAAUCAAUUUUGCUUAUCUACGAUGCGGAUUUAUUGCACUCUGGCAAAUACUCCUGCUAUCCAUCAAACACAGAAAUUGCCAGCAUACGCGUCCACGUGCUGCAGGGCGAGCGACCCGAAGCCAUGCAAACGAAUGCGGCGCCAGCUGCCGUCGCUUUGGCCUGGGCCGGCCACACGAAACAGGCAACGCAGGCAGUCAAAGUAAUUAGCACAAUGGUUGCGGCAUUUGUAUUGUUGGAGGCCUGCUGCACGCUGCUGCUCCAGGGACAAGGAGGCGGCAGAGGUGGGCGCGAGGCACAAGAAGACAGAGCACCACCGGAGCAGAGUCAAGCGGCGCAGACGAACAGGAACAGCAACAGCAACAGCAACUGCAACUGCAACAGCAGCUGCCCUAACCGCGACCAUGUUGGCCAGCGGACGACGUCAACCUCGGGCAACCAUGUCAAUAAGAGCAGAACAACUGCGCGGUGAUAAAUUAAAGCUGCCCGGUUAGAAGCGCCACAGAAACGCCACCGCCAAUGCGCCGCCAGCCAAGCAGCAGUACGUAACUAAGUGGGCUGCCCACUAGAGGGCAAUCGAGAUGUGAGGCCUGGCUGUCGCUCAAACGUUGCAGAUGACGCAGUGCAGCAGAGGCUGCGCCGGUGCCACUGGCCGCAGCUGUAAUGCCAAAUACUAAAACAAGAAAGGUAAGCUAAUUACGCUAAUGAUGAGCCGCUGCAUACGAUUCGUCGACGACUGCUCCGGCCUGCUGCAGCGACUGCUUCUCGAAUACUCUCUAAGUUGUAAGUAGGUGCGUGUAUAAUUUAGUGGGCUGGGACUAGCUGGAGCUGGGUACAGCUGUGUACAUAGUACUCUUACCUAACGCCAUAUGCCAGCACUAGACCCAUUAGUAGAAUAAUGUAAGAAAGUUAAGUAAUCGAAGAAACUUAAAUAAUGUGUAAAUCAUAUAUGCUACUCACUAAUAGAGGUAACCAUUCGG